Messenger RNA from Synchiropus splendidus (mandarinfish), 3029 nucleotides. RefSeq names its product pre-B-cell leukemia homeobox interacting protein 1a (gene pbxip1a). The record is from RefSeq and is a predicted model, not a curated record. Lineage: Eukaryota; Metazoa; Chordata; Actinopteri; Syngnathiformes; Callionymidae. The coding region runs from base 216 to 2759 and encodes 847 amino acids. The transcript has 10 exons.
CUCGCCCCGAGCUGGACGUGGAAGGAAAGGCGGAAGAGUGGGAGUGGGAAUAGUCACCCCAACAGCCUUUGUUUACCAUCUCAGCACAACGCUAAACGUUGCUGCAAAUACAGUUACCAAUACUAGUGUCGUCUAAGCGAGACAGUGGUGUGAAAUCGAUAUUCCAAAACAGAAAAUCUCUUUAUUGCUGUGCCAAGUGCAGCCUGAAGGGGGCGAUGUCGGACCAUAGCCACAGCGCAGGCAGCAGCGGCUCUUCCUCCAACAGCUGGACACUCCUCUCUCCAGAGGAAGCUGGUGUGGAGAAUGUUGGACAGGUGGACGACGGCACAGAGAGCCUGGGUGAUGCGCCCAGCCUGAGCGAGGACCUGGCAGGAGCCGCGGUGGAGUUUAAACCAGUCGACAUUCCAGUAGAAACUGUUCUGUCUGAGGAAGGACACCAGGUGUGUCAGGAGACCUCUCCAGAUUCCAGUGAAGGUCCAGUGCCAUCCAGUCCAUCUCACAGAAGUGCUCUGCUCCAUACGCCAGACCUUCCAGACCUGGAUCAGGAGAGUCAGCCUCCAAUUAUCCAUGACAUCGUGACCAGCUCUCCCAGUGACAUCGAGCCUCUGGGCGCUACAUCCUUUGUCACUAAUGUUGACUUUGAUACAGCUGCUGAUUUCCACACUGCUGAGCCUGAGGAGUGCUCCGCUGUGCCUCCCGUCACCGACAUCGCCGUCUCUGCUGAGUCAGAGGUCGACGUACCUGCAGAUCCCCCUGCAAAUCUAACAGAGGCUACUGAUGUGACCCCUGAAGUAGACACGGAGAUAGUUGCAGAAGCCAUCCCAUAUUCUCCUCCUCACGCAGAGCCUGUCCUCAGCACCCAUCCUGAUGAGAAGGAACCGCUCAGUGUUGUCCCUGAACAUCCUGGUGGUCCUGAAUCAAUGAGUGUAGAUGCAGCUGAAUCUGAGGAGAUUGUGGAGGACAAGACUUCUGAGAAGGACGAGCCAAAUGCACAGGAAGAGACUGCUGUGGAGACAGUAGUGGAGGAGGAGACUGGUGUAGAAGAGGUUAUAAAGGAGACCGCAGCGGAAGAGACUGCCAAGGCGAGCGAUGUGGGAAGGAUUUUAACGGAGGGCGACGUGGAAGACAUUGGAGCAGAGGAGGUUGCAGUGGAGGAUGCCACGGAGAGGCUCCCCGAACAUGACGACGCAGAGGACCAACUGGAAGAUGAGGAAGAAAUACAAGAGCAGUCUGCUAGCUUUGAUCACUCAAGCAGCUUUGAUGAUGGACUGAGGAGGAGAAACCUGCCUCCCUUUGACGGGCCGAGACCAAGAACAUCAGACGAGGAAGAAGAGGAGGAGGAGCUGGAGUUCAAGCUGGCCGAGAAGACGCCAGAGAAGCCAUGGUUCUCUGUCAACAAGUGCAUUGUGGGAGCUCUGGUGUUGCUCUUCUUGGGGUCCCUCUUCUUGUCUGGUGACUUUGACGCCUCCGAACUGAGCGAUGGAGAACAGAGCCAGGACGUCCCCAGCAGCGACCCGCAGGAUAUGAAGGAGCUACUGGCUAAACUGACGCAGGAAAAUCAACAAAUAGCUCUGUUGGAGGCUCAACUGCAGGCUCAGAAAGCAGAACUGGACUCGGCUCUGAAGGCAGUGGCAGCCAGCGGAGAUGAAAAGAGUAGAGCCAACCUGGAAGCAGAAAACCUGAGGUUGAAGGAGGAGCUGACAUCCUUGCCUGGACUGAAGACGGAGCUGCAGAGUCUGAGAUCUCGGGUCACUGAGCUCAGCCAACUCACAGUUGAUGCAGAAGUGGCCCCAGCAAUGUCUGUUGAUGAGAAAGAUGGCAAUCACGUUUCAUUCAGCCCGGAGAGGAAGAAAGAGUCAGGUGACAAGCUGAAACAGGAACUCCAGCGGCAAAAGAAUCUCCUGGAAGAGAGCAAGAAAAGGCUGCAAGGAAUGAGAAAAGACGGAGGCGACAGGAAAGGAGUCAGGGAUAGCUUGGAGGAGAUCCACAAAAAGCUCUCGGAGCAUGUAGAAAGGUGGGGGAAGAAGAAUCCCCAGGAGUCCAAGUGGAAAGGAAGCAAGGAGGAACACAAAAGCCACUGGAAGAAAGAGGAGAAGAAGGAGUGGAGGGGGGAGAAGGAGAGGAAGCCCAGCAAAGAGGGAGAGUGGAAGGAACGUGAAGACCGGAAGGAGAAGGACUGGAAGUCUCAGAAGCAAAACUCUCACAAGGAGUCAUGGAGGAAGCAUCAAGACGAGUGGGAGAGGAAGAAGGGUGAGCGCAGGAUGGACAGAGAGGAGCGGCGGAAAGAGAAGCCAUGGCAAGGCCGUGCUGGUAAAAAUGCCCAGAAACAACAGCAGCAGCAGCGCAAACCGGACACCGACAGCAAGGACUUCUGGACGCACCAGGAGCAGAAGCUCAGGCGCAACAUCCGUCCACAGGUAGGCUGCAGCUCCGUGGAGGACUGUGCCACCAAAGAGGGGCUCUACCCAGUCGAGCUGCCGGAGUUCGAAGAGCUGCUGGAAGGCUACAUGAGCAAGCUGGUCGGCACGUCCAUACAGAGCAAAGACAAGAUCCGCAAGCUGAUGGCAGAGUUCUUCGAGGACGGCGUGUUCAUCCAUGACAGGAUUCUCUUCAGUGACUUUGCAGAGGACGUGGCGGACAUCCUGGAGGACAUGGUGGACUUCCUAGCAGGCCCUGGGCAGAAGGGUGACGACUCCCUGGAAGAGGAGAUGGAAGAGUUUGAACGAGAGGCGCUGUGGAAGUUUGCAGCCACGUCCUAGAAAUGAAGGGUCAAGGGUCAACUCAACAUCAAACACAGCACAAGUGGCGGUUCCUGAAGACGCUUCACACCGACCUUCUUCAGAGCUGUGAGCGUAGAAAAAAAAAAACGGUACAGUCUUGGCUCUAAUAUAAACUUGUUCCCUUUUAAUCUAAGCCCACUUGUACUUGUGUUUUUGGACUUUAGUUGUCGUACCUACCUCUGUCUGUUCCCUGGAGAAUGUUUCUCGCCGCUACAGUGUCGUUUUCCUCUUGUGCAUGUUGCAUCUCAU